Messenger RNA from Adineta ricciae, 1950 nucleotides. Lineage: Eukaryota; Metazoa; Rotifera; Eurotatoria; Adinetida; Adinetidae. The record is from the annotation of a GenBank genome assembly.
AUGUCGGGGAAAAAGGGUAAAAGCAAAGGAGCGUCUGCUGAUGGUGAUUCGGGCGAAGCAUCAGGUGGUGGCAGCAAAGGUGGUAAUUCAGUCAAAGUUCGACAUAUUUUAUGUGAAAAACAAUCGAAAGCACUGGAGGCUUUGGAAAAACUCAAUAAUGGUAUGAAAUUCGACGAAGUUGCGCGUACAUAUUCCGAAGAUAAAGCUCGACAUGGAGGAGAUCUAGGCUGGAUGACGCGCGGAUCAAUGGUCGGGGAAUUUCAGGAUGCAGCGUUUGCCUUACCUGUUAGUACAUUAGCCAAACCAGUGAUAUCAUCUCUUGUUAAAACCAAAUUCGGUGUCGGUGAAGGAGGGGCGGGUGUUGAACCCAGCGCACAAGAACGCAGCAGUGCAGAAUUCAAACGACUCUAUCGUGACAAUGGUUUCAAUGCAUUUAUCUCAAAUAACAUUUCAUUGGAGCGUUCAGUCAAAGAUAUUCGACAUCCUGAUUGUAAGAAGCGAUUAUAUCUUGCUGAGUUACCAACAGUGAGCAUCGUUGUUCCUGUUCAUGACGAACAUUUGACUACAUUGAUUCGAAUGAUCCAUAGUAUAAUAAAUCGUACGCCUGCUCAUCUUCUACAAGAAAUCAUCUUGGUUGAUGAUAACAGUCGUAAAGAAGAGUUGAAAGGUCCCCUUGAUAAGCGUAUUUCCGUUUUACAGAAGACACGUGUGAUUCGUCUUCAAAAACGUGAGGGUUUAGUUCGCGCUCGAAUCGCUGGUGCACGUGAAGCAAAAGGGGAAGUGUUAAUCUUUUUUGAUUCACAUGUGGAAGUCAAUAUCAAUUGGUUACCACCAUUGAUUGAACCGAUUGCAUUGAAUUACAAAACAAGCGUUUGUCCGUUUAUUGAUAUUAUUAAAUGGGAAAAUUUUGCAUAUAUCGCUCAGGAUGAAGGAGCUCGUGGUGCUUUUGAUUGGAGUUUGUACUAUAAACGGCUACCUUUAUUAUCAUCGCAUGCACAAAAUCCAUCAGAACCAUUCGAUAAUCCGGUUAUGGCGGGUGGUCUUUUUGCUAUAAGUAGCAAAUGGUUUUGGGAAUUAGGCGGUUAUGACGAAGGUUUAGAUAUAUGGGGUGGUGAACAAUACGAGUUGUCAUUUAAAAUCUGGCAAUGUGGUGGUCGAUUAGUUGAUGCGCCGUGCUCGAGAGUUGGACACAUCUAUCGUCAAUUUAACCCCCACGGUGGAUUUGCUUUGGGUGAUUAUUUAUCCCGAAAUCAUAAACGUGUUGCUGCAGUUUGGAUGGACGAAUAUGCUGAGUAUGUGUAUAAACGCAAUGAACAUAUGAGAAAUAUAGAUCCAGGUAAUAUUGAAAAACAACUGGCAAUACGAAAGAAAUUAGCCUGUAAACCAUUUAAAUGGUUUAUGGAGCAUGUUGCAUUUGAUCUACCUCAAUACUAUCCACCUGUUCCUUUACCACCGUAUGCAACAGGCGAAAUUCGAAGUAUGGUUAGCUCUCUGUGCAUCGACACAAAAUUCGGCGGUGAGCACGCAACAUUCGGUCUUGAUCGAUGUCUUCGUGAUCAUCGUGAUCGGAGUGGUGAACAACAAUUCGAGCUCAGCUGGCGACAAGACAUUCGACCAAACGGACGUGAACUAUGUUUCGAUGUACCACAACAAGAGAAACGUACACCAGUUAUACUAUUCAGUUGUCAUGGUACUGUCAACUUUCAUUGUCUAUCGUUUGUUCUAUUUCUCAUGUGUACAGGAAUGCGUGGUAACCAGCAUUUUAUCUAUGAUUUCAAGUCGUUUCAUAUUAUCCAUGUAUCCACACACUUGUGCUUAGAUUGUGAGUUAGAAAGUAAGAAAGUGUUCAUGGAACGAUGCAACCGAACAAGCAAAACUCAACAAUGGAUAUUUUUGUCGUAUAACGAAACAUUGAUUCUCAAAGAUAUGCGACAAUAUUUUCUUGAAUGA